CCUUUAUUGGAAUUUGUGUUCACGUCGCUUUUACCCGAGUUGAAUCCCCAUCAUAAGAUUUUGGACGUAGGCUCACGUCUGGGCAGCGUUCUCUAUGGUGCUGCCCUCUUCACUCCUUGCCAAUCCAUAGUUGGUGUGGAAAUGAAUUCGGAUUUCUGUGAUAUCACCCAAACCACCUUGAACGAGUUUGACUUGGCCUCGCGAGUAAAAGUGAUCCACGCUGAGCUUUCCACCGUACCCGAACUCGUUCAACAGGCCGAUGUGAUUGUGCUCCAUAACGUGUUUGAAUGGUUCAUGCCCCUUCAGGCUCAAACCUCCAUUUGGCAAUUUCUGCAAAGAAAUAUUCCCAAAAAUGGUUUAAUCGUAGCCAGCCCUCGAAUCGAGCAAUCGCUCGCUCCUUUAAAUACUGGCAUUGAUAUCUCAAAAUGGUUGAGGCCAUUGGAACCGGCCCGACCUGAAGCCAUUGCUUUGACCGAGGCUGAAGACGAAAAUGAUUCGAUUUUCCUGUACCAAGUUUUAGCGGACCCUGGCCCGGCAUGAUCAACCGACCUCACCUGAUGAUCCUGAUAGAAGUUAUGUAAUCGAAGGCUAAUAAACUCGAAUGAUUAUCAAGCCGAAAACAGCUUUUGUCCUUCAACAUCCGGGAGGAUAGUCGCAAACCGGUUGGUAUAGGCUCUUCAACCAGCCUCAUUGGAAAAGAUAUAGAAAUUGGAAGAAAUAUGUUAUUCAUCUUUUGAACAAUUUCGUUCUAGUCAGUUCCAUGCAAAUGUGAAUGGCUUAAUAAGCCCCCUAAGGAAUGACAUCAAACUGAUGAUUUGAUGAAAAAAGAAGUUUUCAAAUGGACAAUGAAAGAAAAGCUAAUACAAGGUUAUAUUGUUUUCUUGCAACUGUGUAAAACCGUAUUGCUCGUUCGAAUGCAGGGCUUUAUGCAAGAUCAAUCGAUUCCUACAGUAGCAGAACAUCUAUGCUUCUUAUCAACGUGAAAAUUAAUUUUACAUUAAAAAUAUGAUUGAUAUCAUGCCUUCAAUGAAUUAUGAAAAAGAUAGAAAUAAUGGGGAUCGCUUUGAUAUCUAUUGUCAUUAAGAUAAAAAAUUGGAUGAUCUUAGGACCGAAUAAACCAAAAAAGGGGAAAAGAGAGUAAAAAAGUUUCUCCAAGAGAAUAUAGGAGUAUUUCAAUCCAAAACCAUAGAGGAAUCAAUGUAAAGAUUAGUUUGAUAACAUGGGUUCGUGCUUAUGAAACACUGACUCGCCAAGGAAAAAUCAUCGCCGCCCGAUGUUGCUCCAUCUCAAGUGGCCUUGUCAUGAAACUUACACUUGUGCUGUGUUCAAAUACCCGUUCUUCAGUAAAAAAAUGACAAUUUUAAAGGCAUCUUCAUCAAUGGGUACAUUUGAAGGGGAGUUCGCCCUACUUUUUUCGGGCCCUCCCAAAUGUUGUUGGUUCACGCCAUCCAUGGUCAGUAUAAAAGACCAAGAAACUUGCUCUCCUUCAUCCAUUUGUGUUCAGAUUCCUUCGAGACGCAACCAAAAUGAAGUUGAUCAUUCUCAUGACCGUGAUUGCCGCGGCAAUGGCUGCACCCAACGCUCUUCCAGAGGCUGAGCCGACGGCGGACGCACAGCUUUACUACGGGUUGUACCCGGGCUAUGCCCGCUACGGCUUCGCCUACCCCAAUUAUCAUUAUGGUGUGAGAUAUUUGGGCAAGCGUAGUGCUGAUUCCGAACCCGAGGCCGAUGCUAAUCCCGAAGCUGACCCUGCCUACCUCUACAGAUAUGCCCCCUUCGGUUAUGUGGCUCGGGGUUACUAUCCUUACUAUGGCCAUGUCGGAUACGGAACCUUUCACGGAAAGUAAUUCCAUCUCGCGAAUGAUACCCUUUAAGACGAGGCUCAAACUCCCAAUCCACCUCAGUUCGAUCAGUGCGAAUAAACACUCAAUAGAGACUUGAGCCUGACCGAAAAAAUACUAAUGGAAUUCCAUUCUAUUGCUAAUCAAGUUUCACAUCAAAAAAGUCAAUCGACGAUCAGGAUUCGUGCAAUUGGCCUAUUAUGCGCAUAUAAAAAGUUCAAUAAACAUUGCACUUCAA
Molecule: messenger RNA, 2079 nt
Organism: Tigriopus californicus
Lineage: Eukaryota; Metazoa; Arthropoda; Copepoda; Harpacticoida; Harpacticidae
Molecular function (GO): histone H3K79 methyltransferase activity
Source: RefSeq, a predicted model, not a curated record